This is a messenger RNA of Haemonchus placei, 1776 nucleotides long. Lineage: Eukaryota; Metazoa; Nematoda; Chromadorea; Rhabditida; Trichostrongylidae. The record is from the annotation of a GenBank genome assembly.
AUGUCCAGUCAGUCAGAUGAGGAGAACGAGGUCCAUCCUCUUGUAUCGAAUUUACUAGGUCAAAAGUUUAUUCCGCGAACCGGUCAUGUGUUUCGGUACGACAGAGAUGAGAUGAUUCGCUUAUCCACAGCGCCGCUCAGUAUGCAACGUCCUGAAAUUCUAUCUGUUGAUUUCAAUGGAGAUGACGGCAAGUUUUCACCUUUCAAAUGGUUGGAGCAUCGGUGGGAGGUCGAAGGCAUAAAAAAUCGGGCACCGACGAAGAAGUUGCAGGACGCGUUGAACGCAGGAGCUAUGGACGAGAAUGCUGGUCUAUCGCCGCAGCGGAGAGGAUUCUCGGGUGGUUGUCGAGCGCCUGCAGAUGAUAAAGGCAAAGAAGGGGUUCCAAGUAGUAGUGGAUUCGCUAACGAGAGCGGUUGGACAGGUGUUGAGCGAGACCGCGAUCGUCUUGGAACGAAUAGUACGAAGAACUGGCGCGGUGGAUCGAAUGGUGGCGCGGAUAAGUACUCAAACAAGAGCAGUGACUUCAAAUUGCCAUUUCAAAGAUCAACUGGAGCCAAUGCUCGCAGCUCCGGUGGAGGUGGUUCAGGUUCAUGGCGUACGGAAAUGAAGGAGCGUGGGCCACAAAUGAGUAGUGGGAAGUAUUCACAGUCCAAGAGUCAACGGGAGGAAAGGAUGCCAGAAUGGGCUGACGGAUCAACAACGAUGGAUGAUAUGAUCGAGUUGCGCGGAUUUGAGGAACCUGUCAAAAAAAGCAAAAGAGGGUCAGGAAGUCGUGCCAAAGAAGAGAAAGAGAAAGAAAAGGAAAAGAAAGGAGAUGGUAGGAAGGAGUCACUUGAGAAUGGAAAACUUGAUCAACAACGAGUGGAAGACGCUGUUCCCGAAGAGCAAGCUCUUUUCAAUGCAUUCCUUCAAGGACCUCGCCCUAUAGGACCUGCACUGCCAGAAACUGACGCUGAGUUUGCUGCAAUAUUAGGUUUGCUUGAUGUGCAGGAUGACGGUAUGUCCAGUUUACUUGACAAGGUGAGCACUGCUACCGAUGACAACUCUUCGUCUACGACAGGCAGUCGCCUGAGCCGUUUCUUCAACAAGAACAAUUCUCAAUCUGGUAGCAUUGCACAAAACUCUCGUACUAGCCAAGACGAUCCUCAAUCUUCUAAUCCUCUGUUGGCCAAAAUUUUUGCUCAAACUCCUUCAUCAGGAGGCCAAACUCCUCAAACUUCUUCACAGGGAAAUCCAUCCAUGCCACCAACUGUAGCAGGACCGGGCGGUGUACGUGCUAUGAGACUCGAAGAUCUGGAAAAAGCUAUUAGUUCAAAGGACACUCGCACUGCACCAAUAACCAAGGGCAACCCACUGCAAGAUCCGAAUCAGCAAGCACACCUCCUCAGCAGAUUGCAGAACUUUGCAAAACAACAGGAAGAGAAUGCUCCUAUGCCUGGUGCCGGUCCAAGCCCCCCUGCUCCGAGCUUGACGCCUUCAGUAGGUGGAGUGUUCCCUCCUGGUGCAGCGCCAUUUCUUCCUCCAGUGCUUCCUCCGGGAGCUCCGAUGGUGCCUCCCGCUUUGCUUGCUCGUAUGGCGGCUGAAAAUCCGGCGUUGGUUCAAGCCCACAUCCAAGCACAACUUCAUCAGGCAAUGGCCGCUCAGCUGGCUGCGAAUGGUGGUGUUAAUGUUCCUGCUGCCCAUAUGCGUAAGUGUUUCGAGUUUACACUAUGGUAUCCAUUCAAGAAAUUGUUUGUUAUUAUGUUAAUAGGUGUGGCAACAUUUUUUUUAAAUUGA